AUGCCACCACCUACUAAUACUGUUCCCUUACGAAUAGCGUUUUUUGGAAGUGACCAUUUUAGCUGUGAAUCUCUUAAAAGAUUGCAUCAGUUUCUGGUUCAAACAAACCAAGUGGAAUCCCUUCACCUUGUUACGAGGUCGAUAAAACCAACCGGACGUAAACUCAAGCAAUUCAUUGAAUAUCCCGUAGCAAUUGAGGCCUCCAAGUUGAACAUUCCAGUCCAUCGUGUCGACACUUCCCCACAUUUCCAUGGGUUGCAAUCCUACAAUUUUAAUAUGGCCAUUGCGGUUUCUUUCGGCAAGUUGAUACCCCGUCAUUUUCUUGAAAGCUUGCAAUUCGGUGGUUUAAACGUCCAUCCAUCGUUGCUUCCCAAAUAUUCUGGUGCAUCUCCAAUCCAGUAUGCUCUCAUGAACGACGACAAGUAUACCGGUGUCACCGUCCAAACUCUCCACCCGACCAAAUUCGAUGGCGGUGACAUUCUCCUUCAGUCUGACAAGAUCCUGAUCGAUCAGGAAGACAACUAUACCUCGUUGGAAAAAAAACUAGGUGAGCUUGGAGGCUCUUUAUUGGUUCAAACCCUUCGAGAAAAACGGUACCUGGAUCCUAAACCCUUAAAUUCGCUGUAUCCCUACUCUUACGCCCGAAAGAUCACCCCCAAGGAUGCAGAAAUCAAAUGGUCAAACACCGCUCGCCAAAUCAAACGAAAAUACGAUGCUUUGGGUAAAGUCUAUACCUGGAAAUGGGUUGAAGUUAAGAAGAAAAAUCUGAAGGAACCCGUAUCUGAAUUGCACCGUGUCAUCCUUGACGACAUUCGUGACCAUAGAGAUAACUAUGGCUUGACAGAACCAGGCAAUUACGUAUUUCGAGACGAUCGCUUGUACAUCAAGACUGCUGAUGGGACGCUCUCUGUAAAUAAAAUCAAGCAACAGUACCAUAACGAAGAAACGGCGCAAUCAUAUUGCAAUAGAAGGGGAACAAAUGGAUUUUUUCAGUCGCCUUAA
Molecule: messenger RNA, 1002 nt
Organism: Meyerozyma guilliermondii ATCC 6260
Lineage: Eukaryota; Fungi; Ascomycota; Pichiomycetes; Serinales; Debaryomycetaceae
Gene: FMT1
Product: methionyl-tRNA formyltransferase
Exons: 1
Coding region: 1-1002 (333 amino acids)
Biological process (GO): conversion of methionyl-tRNA to N-formyl-methionyl-tRNA; biosynthetic process
Cellular component (GO): mitochondrion
Molecular function (GO): methionyl-tRNA formyltransferase activity
Source: RefSeq, a predicted model, not a curated record